AUGAGUUCUCAAGGCGUAACUCGCAAAAGACCUGCUCCUGGCACAUCCCCUGCUGUUCAUCCGCAACUGGGCCCAAUCUCGAACUACCCCGCGGCGAAUCCUGGCGCUCAGCUAUCGAAUGAUCAGUUUUUGCAAUGGGGUCAGAACCCUCCCAAUGUCAUAACACCACCCUACACUGACGCCAACUCUUACAACGUCGCACCUUAUACGACAAAUCCAGAGGUUCCGGGAGUCACGGUCACCGCGUCUAACCAGCUUGCUCGCCGACAGCUAUCGAAUCAGCUAGUCAAUAGGGGUCGCGGAUAUGAACAAACGCCGUCUGCUUACUCCGAUCACAGCAGUGGUGCUGGAGAACCUGGGGGAUGGGGAGAAAGCCUGGAGGAACUCUAUCGGCGGGCAUUGGUCGCAAAGAGGGAGGCGCAGGCAAAGAGAAAACAGAUACCCCCGUUCGUACAAAAGUUGAGCAGUUUUCUCGACGAGUCGAAGAAUACCGAUCUUAUACGAUGGUCUGACGAUGGAAACUCCUUCAUUGUGUUAGACGAAGACGAGUUCGCCAAAACUUUGAUUCCCGAACUCUUCAAGCACAAUAACUAUGCUUCUUUUGUUCGCCAACUGAACAUGUAUGGGUUCCAUAAGAAGGUGGGUCUGUCCGACAAUUCGAUGCGAGCCAGCGAGCGGAAGAACAAGAGUCCUAGCGAAUAUGCGAAUCCCUACUUCAAACGCGGCCAUCCAGAUCUGCUGUGGUUGAUCCAAAAGCCCAAGAACACGGCAGGGCAAGGCAGCAAGUCAGGGAAGGCGAACGUGCGAGUGAAGACGGAGGAGGUGGACGAGAACGAGAAUGAGGACUAUGGUGAAGAUGGUGCGUCCCGGGAUGAUCGUAACCGCAGUCGCCAACUAUCUCUAGUCCCCGGAAGCAUGAUGCCCAAGGACCAACUUGCGGGCGUCUAUCGGGAAUUGCAAGCUAUUCGACAGCAGCAGCAAAUCAUUUCCAGCACCAUCAGCAAACUGAGGAGAGAGCACGAACAACUCUAUGCGCAGGCUGCUAAUUUCCAGGAACAGCAUAAUCGCCAUGAGAAUUCCAUCAAUGCAAUCCUCACUUUCUUGGCCACUGUGUAUAAUCGCAGCCUCCAGGGACAGGACGGAACGCAGAACCUUGCCAAUUCUUUUGCGGGUGUCAUCUCACAGGAUCAAGGUAACGUGGUCGACGUGGGCAAUGACUUUUCACUGAGCGCGCUAGGUGCGGCCAAUAUCAAUAGCCCAAAUGCGCAACGGUCGAUGAAGAAACCGCCGUUGUUGCUGAAGGCUCCUCCGACGACUGAGCGUCAUGGUCGUGCCACAACGCUCUCCCCUGCAACUAGCACAUAUGAUUGUUCACAGUCUCGAAACCAUAGCCGACAAUCCAGCACUGCUCAGCCUGGCCACGUCGAGGAGGUCUUCGAAACGAGCCCUAGGCAGAAGGAUGCCACAAAUUCACAGAACCAGCAAUAUCCCCAGCGCGACAUAAUGUCCGUCAUUCAAAAUUCGAAUGCGCAGAAUGGUAUUCCCACGACUUUUGCUGAAUUUCCCAACGUGCUCUCAUCCCUCGAGACUUCUGGCGGUAAUUCUCCACUCACCCCGAAUCAACGCGCAGAUAUGCUCCGACUCAUGGCCAACGAAACUCAUACGGAUCCAAAUAUUCCAGUGCCUGCAAACAAUGCUUUGAUGACACCGACGCCUCCACCCAUGCCGCAUAAUUAUAACGGCCGUCUUGCAAAUACUCGCGCCGAGAUAGACAACUUGAUGAAGAUGCAAGCCGAACAAGAUCGUUCUGUACAGAAUUUAACCAAUCUCUUACAACCGCUCAGUCCCACCGGGACCAUCCCGGGGCUUGGAGGAGGAGAAAAUGGAAGCGUACCCCCACCCCCGCUUGAUCUUGACCAAAUCUUCAAUAACGACUAUUUCACCGACAUUGGAGACCUUGAGCACAAUAAGCAUAACUUAGAUUUUGGUGAUACAACAAGCUCAGUCCCCGCGCACGCACCAGUCGAGCCACCCGUCAGUACGGGCGCGGAAGACAUCAAGGAUGGAAGCGACCUGUUCGAUUUCGACCAAAUUCCCCCCGAGGGCGAUCUUUUCGACACAUCGACCGGGCAACAGCAGAGCCCCGCUUUCUUCAAUGGAUAUGACGGUGCUGGCUAUCAUGCUGGCGCCGGGACAAACUCGCAGACUCCCUUGGGCCACAAGAAUCACAACACGGAUUCAGGCCGGAUCGUCGAAACUCUCACCGACAGUGAAUCAACUAGUCCCAGCGCUACCGUGGACGAGGUAUACAAUGGCCCGGGCAGGCUCAAUGAAUCUCAGGGAGGUAAGGGAAAUGGCAGCAAUGUGAAACGACGCAGGAAGGCUUGA
This is a messenger RNA of Aspergillus thermomutatus, 2388 nucleotides long. RefSeq names its product heat shock factor family protein. Gene Ontology annotation, molecular function: sequence-specific DNA binding; DNA-binding transcription factor activity. Gene Ontology annotation, biological process: regulation of DNA-templated transcription. The transcript has 2 exons. Lineage: Eukaryota; Fungi; Ascomycota; Eurotiomycetes; Eurotiales; Aspergillaceae. The record is from RefSeq and is a predicted model, not a curated record. The coding region runs from base 1 to 2388 and encodes 795 amino acids.